Symbiodinium sp. CCMP2456 is the source of this 942-nucleotide messenger RNA. The record is from the annotation of a GenBank genome assembly. Lineage: Eukaryota; Dinophyceae; Suessiales; Symbiodiniaceae.
AUGCUCACCCACCAGAACAAGCGCCUAUCGACCAGCAACGUCAAGUUGGAGAAGCAACUCCAGGAGCUGGCAGGAGUUGACCAGAAGUUCGCGGCAGUGCACAAGCAGCUAGACACUGAUGCAGACUCCGCUCUGGAGCUAUUGCGGAACUUGGAGCAUCACAGCCGGGUGCAGGCUGUGGUCUCCUCUCUCAGCCUGUUUUUACACGCGGACAUGGACAAAAGCGGCAGCUUGCAGGAGGAGGAGGCGGAACAAUUCCUUCUGGGCUUCACGCAGCUGUGGGAUUUGAUCCCGGACUACCCCGAGGAUGCAGUUCAGGACCUCGAGGGCGAACUUACCUUUGAGAUGUUCUCUGAGCUGCUCCGUGCGGUGGUCCAGGAGGACGCUCCGAAGUGCCGUAGCAUCCUGGACACCAUCCUCCAUCAGGACGAUGACGAUCGAGUUAUCAUGGCUGCGCCCACGCCGGUUUAUGGUGCGCGGCAGGCUACGCCGAAGGAGGACCUCGAAAGUGGGAGCGACAGUCGUCCGGACGAAGACGACAAGAUGAAGCCCUGGCUGACGGUUGGUCCUUUGCAAAUCUGGGGCCUUUUGCACCUCGGGGCCAUCCUACUGGUUCUGCUGGCCGGCUUUUGCUUUUUCUGGGAUGUGAUCUUCCUGGACUUUUCAGCUUCUACGAUCGCCUUUCUGAUGCUCAUCCUCGGUGGAGGGCUGGCCUUGCAGGGCGAGCUGCUCGUCAUCGCGAAGCGGCUGCGGAAGGAAGUGGGCGUCUACAAGGAGGAGAAUACGAAGCUGGCAGAGUCGGUGGAGGAGUUGACAGGUCGUGUCAAGCGCCUGCGCUCCAUCCAGAAAGGCUUGGAAAACUUGCACGACAAGUUUGGCAAUAAUGCCAGGCGUGCGCAGCAGUUGGCGCGCAAAGAGUCGUCGCACUCGAAAACACACCUG